Messenger RNA from Ixodes scapularis (black-legged tick), 4130 nucleotides. Its product is annotated as xenotropic and polytropic retrovirus receptor 1. Gene Ontology annotation, cellular component: plasma membrane; cytoplasm; Golgi apparatus. The record is from RefSeq and is a predicted model, not a curated record. The transcript is spliced from 14 exons. Lineage: Eukaryota; Metazoa; Arthropoda; Arachnida; Ixodida; Ixodidae. Gene Ontology annotation, biological process: phosphate ion transport; cellular response to phosphate starvation. The coding region runs from base 208 to 2280 and encodes 690 amino acids. Gene Ontology annotation, molecular function: inositol hexakisphosphate binding.
GCCCGUCGGUUUUGGCCAAAGUAACGUUGGUUUCGGCCAUGUUCUGAACUCGCGGCAUGGCAACGUUGUACCUGUAAUGGCGGCGUUCAUUCGUUCACAAGUUGAUGCUCUCUGAAGUAGGGGCGGGCACUCGUCACAGCGGCGUGUUUAGACAUUCUAGCUGCAGUUUGCUAGAAGUGUGCGACCGCUCCCGCGUUGCCCCAGGCGAUGAAGUUCACGGAACACUUAGCCGCGCACAUCACUCCGGAAUGGCGCAAACAGUACAUCUUGUACGAGGACAUGAAAACUAUGCUGUAUGCAGCUGUGGAAAGGGCACCGUCCUCAGAGGUGGUGGAGCAGAGCAUCAUCACGAGGUACCUGGCCUCUUUCGACGAGGAGUUCUUCCAGUACUGCGACAAAGAGCUGGCCAAGAUAAACACGUUUUACUCGGAGAAGCUGGCCGAGGCCACACGCAAGUUCAGCAACCUCAAGUCAGAGCUGAACAACUACAUCAGCAAGAUGGAGUCGCACCGGCUGAGCGGGACACCCUCCCACGUGGGCUCGGGCGGGGGCGCCCGGGGCCGGCUGGGGCUCACCCUGCGGGCCUUCGACCGGCAGGCCCAGGAGGUGAAGAUCCACACGCGCAAGAUCCACGACCUGAAGCUGGCCUUCAGCGAGUUCUACCUCAGCCUUAUCCUGCUCCAGAACUACCAGAACCUCAACUUCACGGGCUUCCGCAAGAUCCUCAAGAAGCACGACAAGCUGCUGGGCACCAACCUAGGAGGCCAGUGGCGGCAGGGCUAUGUGGAGGUGGCCCCCUUCUACACCAACAAGGACAUUGACAGACUCAUACAGGAGACUGAGAGCUUGGUGACCACUAUGCUGGAAGGGGGCGAUCGGCAGAAGGCCAUGAAGCGGUUACGGGUGCCGCCUUUGAAUGAUCAGCAAUCUCCCUGGGUGACUUUCAAAGUGGGACUCUUUUCUGGAGCUUACAUUGUACUCGUCAUAGCAGUGAUCCUGUCCGGCGUGUUCAGCCAGUCGCGGGACGACUGGCGCAUAGUGUUCCGGCUUUACCGGGGCACCCUGCUCAUCAUCCUGUUCAUGUUCCUCAUUGGGGUGAACGUGUAUGGCUGGAGGACCUCGGGCGUCAACCAUGUGCUUAUCUUCGAGCUGGACCCCCGCAACCACCUCUCGGAGCAGCACCUAAUGGAGAUGGCGGCCAUCUUUGGGGUGCUGUGGGCGCUAAGCGUGCUGGCUUUCCUGUACUCGGGGCCGCUGGCGAUUCCGACGUACGCCAACCCGCUGGCGCUGCUCCUGUUGAUGCUGGUGUUCCUGCUGAACCCCCUGCACACGAUGCGGCACCAGGCCCGCUUCUGGCUACUCCGGGUGCUGGGGCGCAUUUUUGCGGCACCCUUCUUCUACGUGGGCUUCGCCGACUUCUGGCUGGCCGACCAGCUCAACAGCCUCGUGCCGGUCUUCAUUGACGCCCAGUACUUCGUCUGCUUCUACGCCACAGACUUCCAGUGGAUGGAGAACAGCGAUGCGACGCGCUGCAUGAACCGGCCGGUGAACCUGGCCCUGCGCCCCGUGCUGGCCUGCCUCCCUGCCUGGUUCCGGUUCGCCCAGUGCCUGCGGCGCUACCGGGACACCCGAGAGGCCUUCCCGCACCUGGCCAACGCCGGGAAGUAUGCCAGCACCUUCUUCGUCGUCCUCUUCUCCACCCUCUUCAACGUCUACCGAGACAGCUACCCGUCCUCGACCAGCCACCCCUUCUUUAUCCUUUGGAUCCUGUCUGCGGUGGUGAGCUCCUGCUUCACCUACACCUGGGACAUCAAGAUGGACUGGGGUCUCUUUGACCCCAACCAGGGGGACAACCGCUUCCUUCGCGAGGAGAUCGUCUACUCUUCCCCCGGCUACUACUACUUUGCCAUCCUGACCGACCUGGCCCUGCGCUUUGGCUGGACCCUGUCGGUGUCCCUGACUGAGCUGGGAGUCAUCCACUCAGACCUCAUGGUCACCAUCUUGGCUCCGCUGGAGGUCUUCAGGCGCUUUGUGUGGAACUUUUUCCGGCUGGAGAACGAGCACCUGAACAACUGCGGCAAGUUCCGUGCGGUGCGGGACAUCUCGGUGGCGCCGAUCGACUCGGGUAACCAGGCGCUGCUCGUGCGCAUGAUGGACGAGCCGAGCGGGGUGGUCAACCGGGGACACAGGGAGCUGCGCAAGAGGCCCAACAAAAACAAGAAGGCUUCCAUCGAAACAAAGGUUCUUCUGGAGCCAGACGCUGAGGAAACAGAGUCCUAGGCCCCGGGAACUGCGCACCGUGAAGUGCUCCGGAGCGGUCAAUGUGGCCUCUUCCCACGCGUCUCCGAGGACACGGGCCAACAGACAGUCCGUCGACUCUACUUGCCAACGAAGCGGAGACAGAAGAGCAACCUAUAGACAAUCCAGUGUCGCCAGCCGAACAUCAAAAGACCAACAAGCUGGGUUUUUUUUUGGUUUUUUUUAGUUGGGCGACUGGAUUGGUCGAAGCGUCUGCCCGGCGAGACCUAACGAAAAGCCCCGUGAUUUUCUUAAACUAGUCUGUAGCGAGCAACCCCGUCUCAAAAGGGGUCGCCGGAAUUUUUACACAAGUGUCCCCUAGGUCGUCAUUCCAAGCCCGUGUGUCAUUGUUGCAUUUCCCACCCGCCCUUUAUGUUGGUCUCUCGGAGUUACCCGCCGUAGCGACCCUUUUCUUUGUACGUACAUUUAUUUUUUCCUUCGCAAUCACGGUCAACAUAUAUACUCACUUUAUUUUUGCCGCAUUUUGUAAAACUUUUAUCGACCGUCGCCAAUGUACACAUUUGCAGCGAGUAUUUUUCCAGAUGCUUUUACACCUUGUCCCUAGACGACGAGAGACUCGGCUCUUUAAAGACGGGAGGGGGGACAGCUUGGCACGUGUUGCGUGCUUCUUGUAGGACUCAAGAGCCGCAGUCACGCAGUUUUCACAUGUCGUACAAAAGUCGCGGUGUUCGCAGCAGGCAGGAUGUGUGUAUACGCCUCGAGCAUGGUCGAAGCCCGUCUGCUUCUACACGCGUCAUCUGCAGGCCGAUCUCGUACGAUCAAUGUGACAGGAGUCGUGCACGAAGAAACACAUUUUAGACAGUAUCCGUAGACUGUCUUUGGUACGACGUAUUGGCGGCGUGAUCCCGGCUUAAGACCCGCUCCGGUUGCACGAAUGCUCCCACCCAACGAGGAGCAUUCGAUGCCAUGGGUUACCACUUCCGCUCCGCUGUCCGAGGUUGACCCUAGGCGCUACAGCUUUGAUUGGUUAAACUAUGGCAUUUGUUUUCCCCGAUUUUGAAAAGAAUCCCAUGCAUCUACCGGCUUUCUGCGAGGAACGGAUCCAAUCGUCGCUGUACGGAAAAGCCUAGACCCAGAAAUGGCUCGGAUCCCAAGAUACCAUUUACGUCAGGAAAGCCACCCGAGUCAAGCGUCCGUCCCAGACUCUUUAAAUAAUUCCAUUUUGGGCAAAACAUUUUCAGAGUUUGUUACUUAUUGGUCUUACUUUCGUACAUCAUGGCAAUUGGCUCAUCUGCGGGCUGCGCAGGAAGGCACGAGCCACCUAUAAGAAAGGUCUGCCGAUACACGAGCAUGUACGGUGCAGAUGGCCAGCGUAGUUGUGAGUGAUACCUUGCCAAUUUUUUGUGCCAAUGUCGACACGAAGCAUUAGGUAUAAACCGCAUGUAAGCGAUCUGAAGAGCGACGAGACAAGCGACGGCGACCCACUUUGCUAUCGCUCAGUCAGUCACGCGACGAAGCAGACCGCAUAAAAGCAGUGGGAGCAAGUGACCAAGGUGAUGAGCGACGUUUUCUACAAAUCUAAAAACGAAGCGACAUGACGAGCGACGGUGAAAAAUCUUUGUCGCUCGUCGCCGACUCUCGUUGCUUGUGCCGUCGCUCGUCUGUUUGCUCGCCAAAUUGCUUACAUGCAGUUCAGCCUUCGAGGUGUGUUGCAUAUUGCACCAAUAUCUCUCUACAAGCAAUAGUGGUCAGUAAUGCUUAUAUAUUUAUAAACUUUUUUUUAUUCAAUUGGUACACACGUAAGGAUGCUGAAUCACCACCGAAGUAAAUGCAUGUUGCACGAAAUCGCUCGUGACCAGAGUGCCGGUUUC